Molecule: messenger RNA, 4597 nt
Organism: Ahaetulla prasina
Lineage: Eukaryota; Metazoa; Chordata; Lepidosauria; Squamata; Colubridae
Gene: YY1
Product: YY1 transcription factor
Exons: 5
Coding region: 1658-2938 (426 amino acids)
Biological process (GO): regulation of transcription by RNA polymerase II
Cellular component (GO): PcG protein complex; transcription regulator complex
Molecular function (GO): DNA-binding transcription factor activity, RNA polymerase II-specific; RNA polymerase II cis-regulatory region sequence-specific DNA binding
Source: RefSeq, a predicted model, not a curated record
UAUUUUAUAAGUAACUCAAGUCCAAACAUCCAUAAUAGUAUUCCUAUUUUCCCCACAACCACCACCCUGUGAAGUGAGUUGGGCUGAGAUUGUGUGACUGGGCCAAAGUCACCCAGCUGGCUUUAAUCCCCAAGGCAGGACUAGAACUCAUGGGUCUCCUGAUGUAAGCCUGAUGCCUUAACCACUAGGCCAAACUGCUUCUACUAAGGUUUCAACAACAACAAGAAGUAAAGGUGAAGCACCGAGAAAGGUAUUCUUGCUGUAAACAUUUAAUGACAGUUGCACUCAGCAGAAUGGGAUGCGCGCUACAGUAACCAUCCAAGUUGCAACAUUAAUUGCACUUUACCCAAAAGGGAAAAUGACAUUCUGUACGAAAAGCUUAGCAGAAACAUGCCCGUACCAUGCCUCAACGCAUUGAAUAACAGAGUGGGAACUCCGUCAGCUCAGGGGAUCCCUAAAACGAAGAGCCCGAAUAGCAAAAUAGGGAACUUAGGGAAAUCCUGCGCCGUUCUGCGAGUGGUCGGAGAGGGGGACCCCAAGCUUCCCCCCACCUCAUUUUGUCUUUCACGGAAAAAGAAAUCUCCCUCUUCGCGCCACGCGUAAAACGUCGCUAACUGAGCUGCAGUCUAUUAAGCAACCGCGGUUUGUUUAGUUCGCACAAGGACCCACAAACUCAGCCGCUGUAGAGCGUGGCGCAAACCCGGACUGCGUUUGUUUGGGAUCGUGAAAAACGAGAUUCGACAGGACUGCGAGAAUUCGGCAGAAAUAAAAAUAAAAAAUAAAAAUAAUUAGGACGAACCAAAUUUAAGAUGGGGGCAGAAAAUCGACAGGGGCUUCACUGCAUUUUUCUCUCGCGUCUACCUAAAACAACAACCAGGAAGCUAAAGACGCGCCAACGUUCACCCUCUUAAAGUUCCCAGGUAGGCCGAGGCGACCCGUCUCGCUCCCUCAGGUAGACCAACCAACCCAGCCACAAAAGCUCUCAGGACCCGAAGAGAAAACAAAACGCCUUCCCAAACCUCCCGACGCAAAAGGCAAUGGAACAGACCGGCCAACGCCAACAGUAACUUUCUCUCACGGCUCAUUUACAAGAGUGGGCGUGACCACAGGAGCAACGGCUCGCUCUCCCUCCCUCCAAGAAGCCAGCUAAGUGGAAUCGGCGGGGCAGGACUUGAUCUGCUCAACUUCGUGGUGAUAGGUCACGCUCAGGAAGAAAAGGGGCGGUCCCGAAGUAACCGGCCCGUUUGCCAGUUGGUGAAGCCGGAGAGUUUGUUCGAGGAGAGUUGUCCUUAAACCAAGCCGGGGAUUGCGAUUGGGCCAGGGCUAGUAGUGGGCGUGUCUCGGCGGCUACCGCGGCCUCCGCGGGUGUGGAUGGCGGGUGAGGAAGAACUAGGGUGUCUGCAUCUCUCGGCGGUAGUCUCGCGAGGCAGCGCAAGCGGGAUUUGGCGGCGGCUGAGGCUGCUGCCUGCUUGCCUCCCUCCCACCCUCCUAACGAAGAACUGGUGGUGUUUGUGUGGAAGGGGGAGGAGGCGACAGCGGAAGAGAAGGAAGGAAAACCAGAGGAGCCUGAGUCCCACCGACGUCGGGCAGAGGAGUGGACUCGAGGCCCUGUGCUAGGCUUGGGCCCACCGCCGCCGCCACUGGCGGCUCAGCCACCAUGGCCUCAGGAGAUACCCUGUACAUUGCCACAGAUGGCUCGGAAAUGCCCGCCGAGAUCGUGGAACUGCACGAGAUCGAAGUGGAGACCAUCCCAGUGGAGACUAUUGAGACCACUGUGGUGGGCGGCGAGGAGGACGAGGACGAUGAAGAGGAGGAUGAGUGUUGCGAGGACUGCGGCCCUCAUCACCCGCCCCACCGCCGUCACCACCACCACCACCAUCAUCACCACCACCCUCCCAUGAUCGCCUUGCAGCCGCUGGUCACCGACGGCGACCCGAGUGGCGGCGGAGUCGGGGCCGGCGGGGGCCAGCUCCACCUGCACCACCACCCGCACCAUCAGGAGGUGAUCCUAGUGCAGACUCGCGAGGAGGUGGUAGGAGGCGACGACUCGGACGGUUUGCGGGCCGAUGACGGCUUCGAGGACCAGAUUCUCAUUCCAGUGCCGGCUCCGGCCGGUGAGGAUGAGUACAUCGAGCAGACUCUGGUCACCGUUGCGGCUGCCGGUAGUAAAGGCGGCUCGGGCGGAGGUUCUUCCUCUGGCGGUGGCCGGGUAAAGAAAGGCGGCGGGAGCGGCAAGAAGAGCAGUAAGAAGAGUUAUUUGACGGGAGGCGGCGGCGGAGCCGAAGGGGGCGGCGGCGCCAGGAAAUGGGAACAGAAGCAGGUGCAGAUCAAGACCCUGGAGGGGGAGUUUUCAGUCACCAUGUGGGCCUCGGAUGACAAAAAAGACAUUGACCAUGAGACUGUGGUGGAAGAACAGAUCAUUGGCGAGAAUUCCCCUCCUGACUACUCUGAAUACAUGACGGGAAAGAAGCUACCACCUGGAGGAAUACCUGGGAUUGAUCUUUCUGAUCCUAAACAAUUGGCUGAAUUUGCCAGAAUGAAACCAAGAAAAAUCAAGGAAGAUGAUGCACCAAGAACGAUAGCAUGUCCUCAUAAAGGCUGCACAAAGAUGUUCAGGGAUAAUUCGGCCAUGAGGAAGCAUCUACAUACUCAUGGGCCUCGGGUACACGUCUGUGCAGAAUGUGGAAAGGCCUUUGUUGAGAGCUCAAAGCUAAAGAGGCAUCAAUUAGUUCAUACUGGAGAAAAACCCUUUCAGUGCACAUUUGAAGGCUGUGGCAAACGCUUUUCACUGGACUUCAAUUUACGCACACAUGUGCGAAUUCAUACUGGAGAUAGGCCCUAUGUGUGCCCUUUUGAUGGCUGUAAUAAGAAGUUUGCUCAAUCAACUAAUCUGAAAUCUCAUAUCUUAACACAUGCUAAGGCCAAAAACAACCAGUGAAACUGCAAGAAGAAAGCUCUUGAACUCAAAACAUCUUUUACCUUACAGGAGAAUGGUUGAAAAUAAAUAAGCUUCCCCCUUUGUAUAUUGUUUCUAGGAAAGAAUUUAAAAAAACACAAAAAAUGAACCUUACAUGCCUAAGGGACUUGUUUUUGAUAAAGUAGCAAAAUAAACUUUAAGGCAGCAUUGCUCCAAUGCUCCAUUUUGCUCUGUAAUUUGGUUUCAAGAGCAUGGUGUUUUUGUAAAGUGUGAUCCUACCUGGAAGAGACAGACAAUUCGUGGACUUGCAUCAAAGACAGUUCUUUCUACAAACAGUGCUAAAAUUGGACUUUUCACAUUGUUAUAAAUAUGAUGCUCACCUGUUGCUUACAAUUUUUUAAUUUUGUAUUUUCAAAGUGUGCAUAUUGUACACUUUUUGGGGAUAUGCUUAGUAAUGCUAUGUGUGAUUUUUUUCUGGAGGUUGAUAACUUUGCUUGCAGUAGAUUUUCUUUAAAAGAAUGGGCAGUUACAUGCAUACUUCAAAAGUAUUUUCCUGUAAAGAUUAAAAAAAAGUUAUAUAGGUUUUGUUUGCUAUCUUAAAUUUUUUUUGGUUGUAUUCUUUGAUGUUAACACAUUUUGUAUAAUUGUAUCGUAUAGCUGUAAUGAAAUCAUGUAGUAACAAAUAUUAGAUGUGAUUUAAUAGUGUUAAUCAACUUAAACCCAUUUUAGUCUCUUUUUUUGGGAAAAAUACUGCCAGAUGCUGAUGUUCCGUGUACUUUCUCUUUGCCUGUUCAGUUAAGGAAAGUGGUGCUCAGUUGUAGAAUGUAUUGUACAGGCACUGACCUUUUAACAACACCUGAUAUGUACAUCCCGUGUAAUAGAGUGGGCAACAAUAAAACAGUGGUCCUGAAGAAUAUGGCAGAAAAUUAUCUGUAAGCACAGCCUAUUUUCUUCUGUUGUCCAAAACAAAUUAUAGUUCUUUAACCUCCCAGAAAUUAGAAGAUAAAUAAAACUCAAGUUACCUUUACUUGUUUUUGCCUUCAAUUAGAUUUUUUUUAUUUUUAAAAAAACAUAAGUGUGCUUGUCUUCUGCAUAGCAUUCCAUUAAAUGAGUAUGGAGUUCUGGUUUAUCCAGAUAAUAAUGGAUUUUCCUGAAGUAAAAUUUCAAGUUUUAUUGGAUUCCUUCCAGGAUUACGUAAGCAAACAUUUGCUGUGGGAUUUCCCAUUCCUUUUAUUCUACCUUCAACCUCUCAGAUAAUGCUCCACAGGGUCUCCACCUUCAAGAACAGAUCUGAUGAUUGCAAGAAAAAAGAGAUUAUGUUUUCAGCAGAUCAUUCUUGGCAGAUACUGUGGAAUAUACUCAUAUUCCCUGCAAUCAGUGAACGAUGGGACAGGGUAAUUCAUGGAAUGCUGUUGCUUUAAGGUAAGGUGGUAUCAGCUGAAUCAAUUGUAUGGUAUGAUACACUGGGCUUGUGAAUUCUAACAUAUCUAUGUAAUUGAGAGAUCUCAGAUGAAAGCUGGUAUUUAGCAUUAGAAUACUUUGGAUUGAAUUACAUUAGAAUAGCUGUUCUAUGCAGAGCAUGUCUAUUGUUAAAAAAAACCCAAAUUUAUAACCAGCCAACUGAGUUUCUGGGUUAAGGAAAUAAUACUUUCUUCACAUUAAAAAACCUGUUUUGGAUAA